CAGGUAUUUCGGAUGAAUCUAGCUGUCAGUUAUCUAAGUAGGUUUAAAAUACAAUAAUACAAAUUCAGAGUAGGUAUUUAAACAAAAGUAACACUAAAAAUUUUCAAGUAUCCAAUUUAUCUACAUUAUGUGAAUUCCAUUCAAUUGUGAUUAGAAAUCUUAAAAAAAAAUAAUGUUUCUCUUUUAAUACAAAUAAAACUUUAACCGAAAUAUGUUGGUUUAAGUUUAGACGGUGAAUGGCUUACUGGCACCAAUGUGGAUCCGGAAUUUGUUGCGGUCAAUGCUAUUAGGAGUACCCAUCGGCGUCACAUUUCUUGAUACCAUCGGCUAUGUGGCGAGGGUUGAAGGUAUAUCUAUGCAACCAGCACUUAAUCCGGAGUCUAAAAAUACAGACUAUGUUUUUCUAUCAAGAUGGGCAGUGAAAGAUUAUAGCAUUCAUAGGGGAGACAUAAUUUCUCUUGUGUCUCCUAAAGAUCCAAAUCAGAAAAUUAUAAAAAGAGUAGUUGCACUAGAAGGUGAUAUUGUGAGUACAUUAGGUUAUAAGAACCAGUAUGUGCGUGUGCCAGAAGGUCAUAUCUGGGUGGAAGGAGAUCAUACUGGACAUACUUUAGAUAGUAAUACUUUUGGUCCAGUUUCUUUAGGAUUAGUAAAUGCAAGAGCUAUUUGUAUAGUCUGGCCUCCUGAGCGCUGGCAAGCCCUUGAAGCAAAGAUUCCUAACCACAGAAAACCAGUGAGCACACAAAAAUGACAUAUUAUCUAUAGUAUAGAACUUUCUUCAUGUCUUUGUUAAAUAAAAAUUUGUGCAAUAUUUAUUUCAGUGUAAGUUGAAGCCCAAAUGUAAAUAAAAAUUAUUUUCUCAUCACUUAUCUAGUCUAAUUGUAUGUUAUUUGUUGUUAGAAUAUUUCAACUCACUGCCAUAUCAAAAAGCUAUGUAUUAUAUAUAGAAGGAAAGUAAACCAAUUGCUAUACUCUGA
Molecule: messenger RNA, 974 nt
Organism: Pieris napi
Lineage: Eukaryota; Metazoa; Arthropoda; Insecta; Lepidoptera; Pieridae
Product: mitochondrial inner membrane protease subunit 2
Exons: 1
Coding region: 254-748 (164 amino acids)
Biological process (GO): mitochondrial respiratory chain complex assembly
Cellular component (GO): membrane; mitochondrial inner membrane peptidase complex
Molecular function (GO): serine-type endopeptidase activity
Source: RefSeq, a predicted model, not a curated record